This is a messenger RNA of Trichomycterus rosablanca, 959 nucleotides long. RefSeq names its product enhancer of rudimentary homolog. Lineage: Eukaryota; Metazoa; Chordata; Actinopteri; Siluriformes; Trichomycteridae. The record is from RefSeq and is a predicted model, not a curated record. The transcript is spliced from 4 exons. Bases 74 to 388 code for a protein of 104 amino acids.
GGUUGCUAGACUGUCGUUACCUGCGGACGCGUUAAACGGUUCAACGUUUGAUUUUUCGAACAACAUCUUUAAAAUGUCUCAUACUAUUUUACUGGUUCAGCCCACCAAGAGGCCAGAAGGAAGGACAUAUGCUGAUUAUGAAUCAGUCAAUGAGUGCAUGGAAGGAGUGUGUAAAAUGUAUGAAGAGCACCUCAAAAGAAUGAAUCCCAACAGUCCUUCAAUCACAUAUGAUAUCAGCCAACUGUUUGACUUCAUAGAUGACCUGGCAGACCUCAGCUGCUUAGUGUACCGUGCUGACACACAGACAUACCAACCCAACAACAAAGACUGGAUCAAAGAGAAAAUUUAUAUUUUGCUACGGCGCCAGGCUCAACAAGCUGGAAAAUAGAACGGCUAUAAAAACUGACCCUUGUGUGUUCUGUUUUAAGUAUUAGGUAUAGAAGUUCAUCCUAAAUCACUUUCAAGAGGAGACAACUACUAAGGACAUGAGGGGUUAUGGGCAGAGAUUUUAAAUGAAGGAUUCUCAAUUCCAGUCCUGAAAUAACCACUAUCUGCUUAUUAAAACCACUAGAUAACUGCUGAGGAGAUCAAUAUGUGUUAAAUCAGGGAAUAUACUAAAGCUAAGUCGAACAUUGCUCCUUAAGUUUAAAGCCAAACCUGAGCUAUAUGCAAAUAAUCCUAAAGAGAUUAAUUAUGUGGAACUGUCUUAUGAAUUUGGAACUACAAUCUAUUAAGGUUUGCACAUUCUUAAUUAUGUGUCACCAACAUUUACAAGACUGGGAUUGAGAACCAGUUGCCCAGACAGGGAAAUGACUAUUAAUAUACUGUUGUGUUUUACUGUAUAAUAGUUAUUCGUUGGAAAUAAUUUCCUCUCCACCUUUGCAUUAGGUUAAUAUUUUAUAAUUAUGAAGCUUAAUGGAUGUUUGGUUUUCUGUAAUAAAUUGGUUUUGUUCAAAUUG